AUGGUUCUCUCAAACCGCCUUCUAUCCACCGUCGCCCAGCUCGGCCUGGUGGCCGGCUCCGCUUACGCCGAGAAGGAAUACAUCUGGCCCAAUGCCCAAACCGACCUCCUCGAGUCCAUGCUCUACGAGCAGCAGGGUUUCGGAUCCGCCAACUCGCCCGCAACGUUCAUAGUUCCCUGCGACAAAGUCACCUUUGGCACAGGUCGAAACGGCGCGGCGGAAUGGCUGCGCACAGCAUACCACGACAUGGCGACCGCCGACGUCGACGCGGGAACAGGAGGCAUCGACGCUUCGAUUGGCUUCGAAGUCAACCGUGAUGAGAACGUAGGCAUCGGCUUCAACGAGACGCUGAUGAACCUGAUUGCGUUCAUGACGCCACGAUCAUCCAUGGCCGAUCUCAUCGCUUUGGGAGCCCUCUUUGCUGCAAAUGGCUGUUCCAACGGAAGUAUUGAGAUCCCCUACCGCGCCGGCAGAGUCGAUGCCACGGGCCCGGGUCCGUCAGGCGUGCCCCGGCCGGAGCAGCCGCUGGACGAGCACAUCAGCAGCUUCAAGAAGCAGGGGUUCACGCCGCAGGAGAUGAUUGGGCUGGUGGCUUGCGGACAUACCCUGGGAGGCGUUCACGGCGUGGAUUUUCCCGAGAUUGUGGACGUCGUGAAUGAUCCAAGAUGCCAGGAUCUGCUUGAACGGAUGAUCAACACGGUUCCCAAGGGCGUCACGUUGACCGAUCCUAUCCAGCCCAUUCCCGUGAAGCCAUUACGUCUGUUUGCCACCAUCAACACCAAUGGCACAAUGACCAUGUCUGGUUACAUCAGACCCUGUCUCAUCAGCGACAAUUUUCCCGCAUUCGCAUCCGGCCAUGUCAUGUACGGCAACCCUCCGCUUACCUUUUGGACGUAUCCCUUCUCGACCGUGAUCCCCCUCGCACAGGGCGUUUCCGGGUUCGAUGUCGAGGUUGUCGAUAACGUCAACGGGGUGAUCAACAGUACUUUGUAUACGAAUGGCGGAAAUGGCUUCCCGUUUGAUGAUACUAUCGUUACUCAGCCAAAGCUUUCGUGCUCUGAAGUCACGUCUGAGGGACGGAUGGACUUGAGCGUGGCGAUCCGCGAUGAUUCCAAGCUCGACACAUUAAAGGCAAUCGUACACGUUCCAGAGCCGCUGCUUUCACUCACUCCCAGCGUUGGAUCCAUUCCCCUCGACUUCACCAAGGUCGGGCCUAUCGAGGGAUCAGGAUACACUCUUUACAAUGCGUCCAUUGUCACGGGUGUCAUUCCCUUCAAUUUCCCCAACAAUCAAGCGGGGAGUUAUAUCCGAACGUACGAUCUAAUUGCCUCGAAUAGCACACAUACAGAGGAACGAGAGUUCAACAUGAUGGACGGUCUAAACAGCUGCCCAGGUAUUUUCUAG
Messenger RNA from Trichoderma citrinoviride, 1404 nucleotides. RefSeq names its product heme peroxidase. The transcript is spliced from 4 exons. Gene Ontology annotation, biological process: response to reactive oxygen species; hydrogen peroxide catabolic process; cellular response to oxidative stress. Bases 1 to 1404 code for a protein of 467 amino acids. Gene Ontology annotation, molecular function: peroxidase activity; heme binding. The record is from RefSeq and is a predicted model, not a curated record. Lineage: Eukaryota; Fungi; Ascomycota; Sordariomycetes; Hypocreales; Hypocreaceae.